Molecule: messenger RNA, 590 nt
Organism: Columba livia (rock pigeon)
Lineage: Eukaryota; Metazoa; Chordata; Aves; Columbiformes; Columbidae
Gene: HBAD
Product: hemoglobin subunit alpha-D-like
Exons: 3
Coding region: 121-543 (140 amino acids)
Biological process (GO): oxygen transport; hydrogen peroxide catabolic process
Cellular component (GO): blood microparticle; haptoglobin-hemoglobin complex; hemoglobin complex
Molecular function (GO): oxygen carrier activity; heme binding; peroxidase activity
Source: RefSeq, a predicted model, not a curated record
GGCCCCCCACCCCUUGGUGCCGAUAAGAUAACGCUGGGGCGGAGGUGCCGACCACUAUAAGAGGAUGUCCUGGUGGGCCCUGCUACCACUGAGCCCUGACCGCCACCCCCAGCCGCCACCAUGCUGACCGACUCUGACAAGAAGCUGGUCCUGCAGGUGUGGGAGAAGGUGAUCCGCCACCCAGACUGUGGAGCCGAGGCCCUGGAGAGGCUGUUCACCACCUACCCCCAGACCAAGACCUACUUCCCCCACUUCGACUUGCACCAUGGCUCCGACCAGGUCCGCAACCACGGCAAGAAGGUGUUGGCCGCCUUGGGCAACGCUGUCAAGAGCCUGGGCAACCUCAGCCAAGCCCUGUCUGACCUCAGCGACCUGCAUGCCUACAACCUGCGUGUCGACCCUGUCAACUUCAAGCUGCUGGCGCAGUGCUUCCACGUGGUGCUGGCCACACACCUGGGCAACGACUACACCCCGGAGGCACAUGCUGCCUUCGACAAGUUCCUGUCGGCUGUGUGCACCGUGCUGGCCGAGAAGUACAGAUAAGCCAUCGCUCGUGCCGAAGUGCCGUCAAUAAAGACACCUUUGCUGCA